Messenger RNA from Brachypodium distachyon (stiff brome), 1414 nucleotides. Its product is annotated as malate dehydrogenase, cytoplasmic. The transcript is spliced from 7 exons. Gene Ontology annotation, biological process: tricarboxylic acid cycle; oxaloacetate metabolic process; malate metabolic process. Lineage: Eukaryota; Viridiplantae; Streptophyta; Magnoliopsida; Poales; Poaceae. Gene Ontology annotation, molecular function: L-malate dehydrogenase (NAD+) activity. The record is from RefSeq and is a predicted model, not a curated record. The coding region runs from base 118 to 1116 and encodes 332 amino acids.
CGGCCGCCCAUUCUGCCUCGUCUCGCUAUCCUCCCGUUGUCGUCGCCUCCUCUCCAAGCCACACUAUCCCAAUCCCCAUCUCCAGAACCUUCCAGAAGCUCCCUUCCUCCUCCUCCAAUGGCGAAAGACCCGAUGCGCGUGCUCGUCACCGGCGCCGCAGGACAAAUUGGAUAUGCUCUUGUUCCCAUGAUUGCUAGGGGAAUCAUGCUGGGUGCAGACCAGCCAGUUAUUCUGCACAUGUUGGAUAUUCCGCAAGCUGCUGAAGCUCUUAAUGGCGUUAAGAUGGAAUUGGUUGAUGCUGCAUUUCCACUUCUCAAGGGAAUUGUUGCAACAACUGAUGUCGUAGAGGCCUGCACUGGUGUGAAUGUUGCUGUUAUGGUUGGUGGAUUCCCUAGGAAGGAGGGAAUGGAAAGGAAGGAUGUUAUGUCGAAAAAUGUUUCGAUCUACAAAUCCCAAGCAUCUGCCCUUGAAGCUCAUGCAGCUCCUAAUUGCAAGGUUCUGGUUGUUGCCAAUCCAGCAAACACCAAUGCCCUUAUCUUGAAGGAAUUUGCUCCAUCUAUCCCUGAGAAGAAUAUCAGUUGUUUGACCCGCUUAGAUCACAACAGGGCACUUGGUCAGAUUUCUGAGAGACUGAAUGUCCAAGUUACUGAUGUGAAGAAUGUUAUUAUCUGGGGCAAUCACUCAUCCAGCCAGUAUCCUGAUGUUAACCACGCCACUGUCAAUACUCCCAGCGGAGAAAAGCCUGUUCGUGAACUUGUUAAAGAUGAUGAAUGGCUAAAUGCGGGGUUCAUUGCCACUGUCCAGCAACGUGGCGCUGCAAUCAUCAAAGCGAGGAAGUUCUCGAGUGCUCUUUCUGCUGCCAGCUCUGCUUGUGACCACAUCCGUGACUGGGUUCUGGGAACCCCUGAGGGGACAUACGUUUCCAUGGGUGUGUAUUCCGAUGGUUCAUACGGUGUGCCUGCUGGGCUCAUCUACUCCUUCCCUGUAACUUGCAGCAGUGGUGAAUGGACAAUUGUUCAAGGGCUCCCUAUUGACGAGUUCUCGAGGAAGAAGAUGGAUGCGACUGCCCAGGAGCUGUCGGAGGAGAAGUUGCUUGCCUACUCAUGCCUCGAGUAAGUGCGCAUACCAGGAGAGCAACUGCUACUCUGAUGUUUUGAAUAAAAGAAACAUUCCAUCCCAUUGGGACUCCUCUUUCGACCCAGAACAGCUGCACAUCGCGGUGCAUACUCCCUUCUGCUGGUUUUGCCAGUGUGUAUGAGGCUUGUAGCUCACUUUUAGCUGGACAUUCGCUGGAAGAUUCAAACCAUUUGAGGCUUGUUUAGAACCAGAAGUGUUUUUCAUUGCCUGCAUAUUGCGGAACAAGCGUUUUUAAUCUUUCUGGGCGCCUAAAUAUUUCAUUAUACUUGCUGCAGCA